GCUCCCAGCAGUCACUGCAGCAACCAUGCCCCUCUCAUGUCUGGUUCGCGACGAGGCUGCCUUUGGCCCGGUCGUUGCAGCGGUGCCCGCCUGCUACAACGGUUUCGACUUUACGCUGUUGUUUGAGGAGAUUUUCCUGUCCCUGGUCCCAAAUGCCCUACUCACCAUUCUGCUGGUAUCAAGGGCGUUUCAGCUUCUGAGCAGAGGACCAUGUCCAUCUACCAGCAAGAGACUGGACCAGUACUGGGUCAAGCAGACAGCACACAUCGCCUUGAUCUUCAUCAACGCCAUCAAGCUCCUCGUCCUCUGUCUUGUGGCCCCGCGGACCUCCUUUUCCAUCCCCGCCGCUGUCCUCUGCGUGUUCGUAGCAAUAUGUCUGCCGAUCCUGACACAUCUGGAGCAUUACCGAAGUCCUCGCCCGGCUUCGCUCCUCUCUCUGUAUCUCGGACUUAUACUCUUGUUUGACGUUGUCCGCACCCGCACGCUUUGGGUCAUCCAGGACAACCGGCCGUUUGCCAUCACCUUCUCUGUCGGUGUCGGUGUACAUCUGGUCCUCUUCCUGGCUAUUAACAUCUGUUCCAAUGCAGCCACCACCGACCAUAGACUUCCGCGUGAGACAAGAGCCAAUAUCUAUACUAGAGGCCUUUUCUGGUGGCUGAACCCGCUCUUCUGGCUGGGCUUCAAGACCAUCCUCGACGUUCCGCGUCUCCCAGCCAUUGACACUGGCUUGCGCUCACAGGACUUCUUCGAAAAAGUGUGGUCGCAGUGGACGACCUUGCCUCGACGCACACCUGGCACUCUCCUCAGGCUUCUCUUCAGCUCGCACAGGAAUUUCAUCCUUGAAGGCGUGCUACCUCGUUUGGCACUAUCUGGCUUUACCUUUGCACAGCCGUUCCUGCUUACCCAAGUUGUUUCUUAUGCUACUGCUGCUCCUGAUACUCGGGUGGAGAAGCAACUGGCAUACGGCCUUAUUGGCGCUACCGCCUUCAUCUACAUCGGCAUAGCCAUCGCUAAUGCGAACGCUCAGCACAAAACAUAUCGCGUCAUCACCAAGCUACGGGGUACCUUGAUCUAUCUCAUCUACACCAAGACUCUGACCGUCUCUGUCCCGACCGCACAAAAGGGUUCCGCCGUCACUUUGAUGAGCGCUGAUAUUGAACGGACUGCCAGCGGGCUACGUUUUAUGCAUGAAUGUUGGGCCAGCUGCAUUGACAUUGGUCUGGGCAUCUUCCUCCUGCAACGACAGCUUGGGCCUGCGUCCGCUGCACCUGGUGUCCUCUUCCUGCUUUGCAGCGCAGUCGGUCUGCGAGUCGCUGCAAGCAUGGGACAGCGCCAGCGUCUCUGGAUUGAAGGAAUUGAGAGACGCAUCAAAGCAACCUCCGACACACUCGCAGCCAUCAAAGAAGUCAGAAUGGGUGGGCUACAAGUCGUCAUGGAGAAGAAGCUGCAAGAACUCCGCCACGAAGAGAUCAAAGCAUCUCGUAAGUUCAAGAACGCCUUGGCCCUCAUCGUCUGUCUGUCGUAUACCACUGCAGCCAUGGGACCAAUCUUCUCGUUUGGCAUAUUUUCUCUCUUGGCAAAGCGAAACAACACCACGCCUGUCACAAGUGAAAUUGGCUUCACGGCACUUUCCAUUUUCUCGCUGCUGCGAACUCCCAUGGCUAUGAUCCUGGACGCCAUCGCUGGUCUUGUCGCAGCAAUCGGGGCGAUUCAGCGGAUAGGAGAGUAUUUGGCUCUCGACAGCCAUCGCCGGCCACUGUCUCCGCUGAGUACGACGACGUUGUCAGUCAACUUGAAGGGCAUCUGGCCACCUAUAUCUGAGAGAAAAGGUGCCAUCACCGCCACACAUGUCUCCGCUGGCUGGAGUGAAGAGCAAGGAUACAUUAUCCAAGACGCGACAUUUUCUAUCACACGAGGCUCUUUGACCUUCAUCGUCGGCCCGGUAGGCUGCGGCAAGUCGACACUGCUUCAUGCGAUGCUUGGAGAAACCACUUUCAAUGAAGGACAUCUCCCAACGACUCUCAACAACGCCGCAUUUGCAGGCCAAACUCCUUGGCUUAUCAAUGAUACUAUCCGCAACAACAUUGUCGCCACGAGCAUAUUGGACCAGCGCUGGUAUGGCACGGUUCUCGACGCAUGCGCUCUUCGUGACGACAUCGCCCGCCUACCUAACGGAGACUAUGAGAUUGUGGAUGAUGGCGGCUCAAACCUCAGCGGUGGCCAGCAAGCCCGUGUUGGUCUUGCUCGAGCUGUGUACUCCAGGCAGCCCGUUAUCAUCUUGGAUGACGUUAUGAGCGGGCUUGAUGCCACUACAGAAGAGAUCAUUUUCACUCGCCUAUUUGGACCUGAUGGCCUACUGCGGAACAGCGGCCAGACAGUCAUCUUUGCCACCAAUGCUCUGCAUCGUCUGUCUUCAGCGGAUCACAUCAUUGUCUUGGCCGCUGACGGCACGAUUGCUGAACAAGGCCCUUAUUCAAAGCUGGGAUCUUCAAUCUCAGCAUACGUUCAGGCUGGAGAGAAGGAUGUCGAGCACAACGAUUACAAGGCCAUCACGCUCAGCGCUCCUAUGGAAACUCAAACAGCGACGCAAGUUGUGGGGCAGCAACGGCGCACCGGAGAUUUCACCGUCUACAAGUACUACGCACAAAAAGUUGGUCUAGUCAAUCUCGCUCUGUUCUUCUUCUUUGGAGGCAUAUUCGUGUUCGCCCUCAUCUUCCCGCAAUACAUUGUCGGGUGGUGGUCAGCGCACAACGUGCAUCAUCCACACGGUAGACUGGGCUUAUAUCUCGGAACAUACUUUGGCCUCUCAUGCAUCGCCAUUGCUGGCCUAGCAGCAGCAUGCCUAGUGCUCAUCAUCAACAUGAUGCCGCGUGCUUCAUCGAACUUUCAUGAUGUACUUUUGCGCACCACUCUUGAUGCACCACUCUCUCUCUUUGCAGGCGACAACGCUGCUCACCUCCUCAAUCGUUUCAGCCAAGACCUCCAACUCAUUGACAUGGAGCUACCUCUGGCUCUCUUCAAUACUUCGAUCGAACUGAUCUCGACGUUGGGCAAUCUCGUUGUCAUUGCCGUCUCAUCUGGCUAUAUCGCUGCCACCAUGCCAGCAGUACUUGCUGUCUUCUUCCUCCUGCAGAAAUUCUAUCUCCGUACUGGUCGGCAGCUUCGUCUCCUUGACAUUGAAGCAAAAGGCCCACUCUUCUCUCACUUCCUCGAGACACUCUCUGGACUGGCCGCUAUCAGAGCGUACAAUGCGCAGGAAGGUUAUGAAAGCCGAUUCUUGAAGAGACUCGACUUCUCACAAAAGCCUUUUUAUCUUCUCUUCUGUGUCCAACGCUGGCUCAAUCUUGUUCUCGACUCGGUCGUCGCAGGAAUUGCCAUUGUCUUCAUAGCCAUUGCUGUCGAAACCAAAGGCCACAUUGCCCCAGGCCUGAUUGGAACUGCUCUCGUUAGUAUCAUCAACUUUAGCAUCAGCACCAAAGCCCUUCUCGAGAAUUGGACAAAACUCGAAAUGUGCAUUGGGGCAGUGUCUCGCAUUCGGACCUUUGCCCUCACAACCUCUUCCGAACACCAAUCUACGGAAAUUGCUGAACCCCCGCCCGACUGGCCCUCUCAAGGCCAUAUUAGCUUCUCCAACGUCACUGCAGCCUGGAAAGACCGCCCGACCAUCUCGAAUCUCUCGCUGGAAGUCCUGCCCGGCUACAAAACAGCCUUUGUCGGCGCCUCCGGCUCGGGAAAAUCCACCAUUCUCUCCUCACUACUCAACCUCGUCCCCCAAACCAGUGGUACCAUUGCCAUAGACGGCAUCCCACUCGACAUGAUCCCCCGCCAAGCGCUGCGCGAGCGCCUCCUCACACUCCCCCAGGCGCCUUUCCUCCUGCCAGACUGCACAAUAAGGCAAAAUCUCAACCCCUUUGCCCUCGCCAGCAUAUCCGACGAAGACAUCUUCGCCAUCCUUGCCAAACUCAAAAUGUCAGCACUGAUAUCCAAUCUCCCCAACGGCCUCGACACCAGCACUUCUGCAGCGACCUUCUCCAUCGGCCAGAAACAACUCUUGUGUCUCGCCCGAAUCAUCCUCCGCCACCAACACGGCGGCGCCGGCCGAAAACUCCUCGUCAUGGACGAGGCAACUGCGAGUCUCGAUUUCGAAACCGACAAGAUUGUCCAACAAGUCCUUCGAGACGAGGUCUUUGGCCACGACAUGACUGUUGUCGUUGUCGCGCACCGCAUGGAAGGUAUCCGCGACUUUGACUGUUUCGCCGAGGUAGGCGAGGGCGGCCGCCUCCGUGACGUGCGAUCGCACUUGGAAAGCGGAAGACUAAAUGGGUUUUUGGAAAAGGAGAUUGCUGGGUGA
Molecule: messenger RNA, 4351 nt
Organism: Exserohilum turcica Et28A
Lineage: Eukaryota; Fungi; Ascomycota; Dothideomycetes; Pleosporales; Pleosporaceae
Exons: 2
Coding region: 26-4351 (1441 amino acids)
Biological process (GO): transmembrane transport
Cellular component (GO): membrane
Molecular function (GO): ATP binding; ABC-type transporter activity; ATP hydrolysis activity
Source: RefSeq, a predicted model, not a curated record